Theobroma umbraticum is the source of this 2153-nucleotide messenger RNA. RefSeq names its product Splicing factor, CC1-like protein. NCBI's taxonomy places the organism in Eukaryota, Viridiplantae, Streptophyta, Magnoliopsida, Malvales, Malvaceae. Gene Ontology annotation, biological process: mRNA processing. Gene Ontology annotation, molecular function: RNA binding. Gene Ontology annotation, cellular component: nucleus. The record is from RefSeq and is a predicted model, not a curated record.
AUUAAAAUUGCACCCCAGUCCCUUUCCCAGAUUUCGAGGGCCAAAUUAAACCAAACCCGCAAACCUUCAGUCGAAAUUCGAAACCCCAACAAAACCCUAACUUCCCGAACCCUAACCCCGCGAAUCAUUUCUUAAAGGCUCCAAAUUCAAAUACCUUGAAGAAGAAGAAGAAGAGUUGACAUCUUCGAAUUUUCAAUGGAUUUCGACGAGUACGAAUAUUUGGAAAAAACCGUGGAGGAGCAGGAAGAUCCGAAGAAGAAGAAGAAAGACGGAGGAGGAUCUGGAGAAAAGAGCGAGAGAAGCUACAGGAAGAGAGAUGGGGAGAGAGAGGAAGAUGAAGAUGAAGGCAAGAGCAGCAGCAAGAAAUCGAGAGGCGGCCGCGAUGAGGACGACGAGGAGAGGCGAGAUCGGGAUAAGGAUCGGCAUAGAAGCAGCCGCGACAGAGAAAGGGAAAGGGAGAGAGAGAGGGAUAGAGAUAGGGAUUUAGACAGGAGGAGUGGUAGAGAGACGGAAAAGGAAAGGGAGAGGGAGAGGAGAGAUAGGGAUAAGGAGAAAGAGAGGGAUAGGGAGAGAAGAGAGAGGGAAAAGGAAAGAGAGAGGAGGGAAAGGGAGAAGGAGAAGGAAAGAGAGAGAGAGAGGAGAGAGAGAAGCAGUAGUCGGUCGAGGAGACACGAGAGUGAUCGCGAGCGAGAGAGGGAGCGGGAGAGAGAACGCGAAGUCGUCGAUAUCAGGGAUAGCAGGAGAUUCAAAGAGAAGAAAGAAGUAGUGGAGCCAGAAGCUGAUCCUGAGAGGGACCAGAGAACUGUUUUUGCUUACCAGAUGCCACUGAAAGCAACUGAGAGAGAUGUCUAUGAAUUCUUCUCAAAGGCAGGGAAGGUGAGGGAUGUCCGUCUGAUCAUGGAUAGGAAUUCAAGACGAUCAAAGGGAGUUGGGUAUAUUGAGUUUUAUGAUGUGAUGUCUGUGCCAAUGGCAAUAGCAUUGUCUGGUCAACUGCUCCUUGGUCAACCUGUGAUGGUUAAACCUUCAGAGGCUGAAAAGAAUCUUGUUCAGUCAAAUACUUCUGGUGCAGGCUCAGGUGGUGUUGCUGGACCAUAUGGAGCGGUUGAUAGAAAAUUGUAUGUGGGGAACUUGCACUUCAAUAUGACAGAAAUGCAGCUUAGACAGAUAUUUGAACCUUUUGGUCCCGUGGAGCUUGUGCAACUACCACUUGACCUAGAGACUGGGCAGUGCAAAGGUUUUGGGUUUGUUCAGUUUGCUCAACUUGAGCAUGCAAAAGCUGCUCAAAGUGCAUUGAAUGGAAAACUUGAGAUUGCUGGUCGAACCAUUAAGGUUUCAUCUGUGACAGAUCAUGUUGGUACCCAAGAUACUGCAGCAAAAUCUGCUGACUUUGAUGAUGAUGAGGGUGGUGGGUUGGCUUUAAAUGCUCAGUCAAGAGCAUUGCUUAUGCAGAAACUGGAUCGCUCUGGUAUUGCGACAAGCAUUACGGGCUCACUUGGAGUACCCCUUCUUAAUGGGUCAGCUCCUAAUCCACAGGCUGUUACCUUGCCUGUCAAUGGCCAAGCUGCAUAUCCAGCACCAAUUCUACCUCCAAUCAUGUCUACUACAGCCAUUGAUCCUAUCGGACAGCCCAGUGAGUGUUUGCUGUUGAAGAAUAUGUUUGAUCCUGCUACUGAGACGGAACCAGAUUUUGAUUUGGAAAUUAAAGAGGAUGUUGAAGAAGAAUGCAGCAAAUAUGGCCGGGUGAAGCAUAUAUAUGUGGACAAAAACAGUGCCGGUUGCGUGUAUCUUCGAUUUGACUCUGCAGAAGCAGCGGGCAAAGCUCAACGUGCAAUGCACAUGAGAUGGUUUGCAGGCCGAUCAAUAUCAGCCUUUUUUAUGCAACCACACGAGUAUGAAGCAAGGUUCAAUGGUUGAACAGCUUUCAGUGUUUCAGUUGCAGGAUUGAAUUAGGAUAUUUUUCAAUGUGGAUGUUUCUGAUGUCUAGAGGGUAGGUUUAUUUCUGAACUCGUUUUGUCCUGAGUUUAGAAUUUUAUAUUCAUACAAGAUAUCUAAAUAUAAGAUAAUAUAUUUCUUUAACUUUUAUUGCUUCUGUAAUAUGCGUAAUGAGUCUGCCUUGUAAUUGGUGCCAUCCAAAAAAUAUUCAUUUAAGAUCA